GCAAGACAUAACCGGCUAGCCGUAAAUACCGCAAAAAAAGUAAGGUGAAAAAAGUCGAGAGUUGCUCUGAAUCUACAGCCUCGGGACGUUUCGACCUAGGUGACCAACCAGGAUUGUUCUUCCGCCGCCAAAAACUUUUUCUUGAUCUCCAGACCAGUGCCUCGCACAACUAAGCCACAUAUCCGAAAUUUGAUGGACAGGAAAACCGGCAAUUUCUUUCAAUACUAUUCGUCGCAAUGGGUAUCCCUCAGAAAUCUACCAGGACUAAGACCAGGAGGCGCCUGAGAGACCUCGAUCAGAUCUCGGAAGACCUCCGAUCCCCCAAGCAUCUUGAACAAUUCAAGACUCUGAAGGCUCCGGAAGGUUUACCGGGUCUUGGUCAAUAUUAUUGUAUCGAGUGUGCAAAGUUUAUGGAGAGUGAACAUGCUCUGAUUACACACCGCAAGGGAAGCACACAUAAGAGAAGAGUCAAAGCCUUGAAGGAUGAGCCCUACACCCAGAAGGAAGCUGAAGCAGCUAUUGGACUAAGGACCGAUAAUGGACCAAAGCAAGCAGCUAAAGAGAACACGAAGGAUAUGGAGGUAGAGAUGGAGAACUCUGGCUUCCUCGAAGACAGUAUUGUCACUUGAAGAGCUCCAUAUCACUUGUCACAAAUGCAAGGACUAGAGAUAUGCUGGUCGAAAACAUGUCAUGGGUAUAUUGGCUACUUCACUCCUCGAGGCUUUGCUGCUCUGGCCAAACCACUACCUCGUGUACCUCGAAGACCACCACGGGCCGUACCACCUCUACCUGCUACAGCUCCUCCUCGACUAGCACCUCCUAUUCUCGACGCUGGGGCUGGAGUUGAGAACUUUGGGGUUGCUUUGGAGGAUGUUGGUGGAUUAUCGACAAAGGAUGUAUCAGUGGUU
Mollisia scopiformis is the source of this 908-nucleotide messenger RNA. RefSeq names its product zinc finger protein. Lineage: Eukaryota; Fungi; Ascomycota; Leotiomycetes; Helotiales; Mollisiaceae. The coding region runs from base 237 to 629 and encodes 130 amino acids. The record is from RefSeq and is a predicted model, not a curated record. The transcript has 3 exons.